Messenger RNA from Zymoseptoria tritici IPO323, 2007 nucleotides. RefSeq lists its product as uncharacterized. Gene Ontology annotation, biological process: glutathione biosynthetic process. Gene Ontology annotation, molecular function: glutamate-cysteine ligase activity. The transcript has 6 exons. Bases 1 to 2007 code for a protein of 668 amino acids. The record is from RefSeq and is a predicted model, not a curated record. Lineage: Eukaryota; Fungi; Ascomycota; Dothideomycetes; Mycosphaerellales; Mycosphaerellaceae. Gene Ontology annotation, cellular component: glutamate-cysteine ligase complex.
AUGGGACUUCUUGCGGUGGGAACGCCGCUCGACUGGCCUGAGGCGAAGAAAGUUGCUGGACAUGUGCGGGAAUGGGGCAUUGAGCAACUACUAGCGAUAUGGAAUCGAGCGAAGGGAAAGGAGAGCGACGCGUUGUUAUGGGGUGAUGAGAUCGAGUACCUCGUUGUUGCAUUCGACGACGAGAAGAGAGAAGUCAAGCUUUCGUUAAGACAGGCGGAUAUCCUGGCCGCGCUGGCGAGUGAUGCCGAGUUGAUCAAGCAGGGCGGUGGAGUUCCGGACUUGAAGGUUGGAGAUGAGAAGCCUGGGAGAAAUGCUCCGACUUUUCAUCCUGAGUUCGGUCGAUUCAUGCUCGAAGCCACGCCUGGGAAACCUUGGGGCAUUGGGUUCAAGGAUUUGCUUGAUGUCGAGCAGGAUAUGAAGUGGAGACGCAAGCUCGCCAAAGAUCACAUCUACGACAACGAGUUCCCAAUUACACUUACGACAUUCCCGCUGCUCGGAGACCGGAAGUCCAUCACACCUUUCUUCCCACCCGGUGGAUCGAAGCUACGAUCGCAAUUCGUUCCUGAUGAGAUUGCAAACCCUCACAUUCGAUUCCCAACACUGGCGGCGAACAUUCGGUGGCGACGAGGGAGGAAGGUGGAACUGAAUGUGCCGGUCUUUCACGAUGUCAACACUGCAAAGCCGUGGAAGGAUCCGACUGUGAAUUACGACCUCCACGACUGGCCAGAAGACGACGACGUGAGGAAUGGCGCAGCCAAGGACGACCACAUCUACAUGGACGCGAUGGCCUUUGGCAUGGGUUCAUGUUGCCUGCAAAUCACCUUUCAAGCGAAGAACAUCGAUGAGGGUCGGACUAUGUACGACCAACUUUCACCUCUAGGCCCCAUACUUCUCGCUCUGACGGCUGCUACACCAAUCUACAAGGGCUUCCUGGCGGAAACGGAUGUCCGAUGGAACCAGAUCAGCCGCGCGGUCGAUGAUCGCACACCCGAGGAGAUGGGCGAGAAGCCUCUCAAGAACGAUCGUUGGAAGAUUCCCAAAUCAAGAUACGCCAGCAACAGCACAUACAUCUCACAAGAUUCUCGCCUUCGUCCGGAGUACCUCGACCCGGAUCUAGUGGUGGACGAAGAUCUCAAAGCUCGUCUUGUCGCAGGAGGAAUGGACGACAUCCUCGCGACGCACUUCGCCCACCUCUUCAUCCGAGAUCCCAUUGUCGUCUUCGCCGAAGACCUCGAAUCCCUCGACCUCACCAAGACCGACCACUUCGAAAACCUCCAAUCAACCAACUGGCAACACAUGCGCUUCAAACCGCCUCCACCAGGCGAUGACAUCGGCUGGCGCGUCGAAGUCCGACCGAUGGAGAUUCAAAUCACCGACUUUGAAAACGCCGCCUUCUCCGUCUUCGUCGUGCUCAUCACGCGAGCCAUCCUCUCUCUCAACCUCAACUUCUACAUCCCCAUCCCCCUCACGACAGAAAACAUGGAAACAGCCCAUCGUCGCGACGCCGUCAACAAGGAUAAGUUCUGGUUCCGCAAGAACCCAUUCCCUCAGCGUGGAUCGCGGACGAACGGCAGUGCUAGUAUGCCGGCUUCUAAUAACGCCACUCCUCUCCCUUCUCGCCCUCCAUCGCCUGGUCCGGUGGAAGACGAAUACGCCCAAUUCUCCGUCGACGAAGUCAUCAACGGAACCCAAGACGACGCGGCGCACUCCUUUCCCGGGUUGAUCCCACUCGUGGAACUGUACCUCGACUCCCUGAACGUGGAUGUCGAAACGCGAUGUGCGUUGGCGCGGUAUCUCGCGUUGAUCCGUGGUCGCGCGGACGGCAGUUUGUGGACGGCGGCGAGGUGGAUUCGGGAGUUUGUUGCGAAGCAUGAGGAGUACAAAGGGGACAGUGUGGUUGGAGAUGGGAUCGUUUAUGAUUUGAUCAAGACUGUGGAGGGCGUGGCGAGGAAUGAGGGCGAGGAUGGUGUUGGAGAGGAGAUGUUGGGGAAGUGGAAUCGGUCGUAG